GCAUCGUCAACAACCCACCUUCAGUUAAAAAUAUAUACAGCUCUCUCCACACUACUCAAACUAUCCAUUGUUCAGAAACCGUCAUUCUCUAAAUAUCGCUUGUGCUGCCGAAUUACAAUAACGGCAAAUAGCUAUUUAUUAUUAUUUAUUCGAUUUGAUUAAACUAUACCUUACCACCGAAUUAAGUGUAUCUUAAUAAUGAGUUGAGCCGAAUAAAAAUAAUAAAUAGAGCAGAAGACACAGCGGCUGAGUGCAUUUGGUUUGUUUUGGCUUUUUGUGUGAGAUCAAGCGGGUCCGGGUUUUCGGAUGGUUCAAAAAAAUCGGUCCGGUUUGGAGUGUGUGUGCAGCUGGGAGGCCGGAGGAGUUAGUUGAGUGCCAACUGCCAGACAGAGAUGCAUUUGAGCGUUGUGUUGUUCUCUUUCUCGCCUUGCUUCAUCAUUUCAUCGCAUUGGUGACAGUUCCACUGGCUGGACGAGAAAUAAUUUCGUGUGAACUUGAACUGUAGAAAAUUUCGAAUGUUUUUUAUCGGUGGCAAAAUUUAAAGUUUUUAAACUCGAUAUAAUCCAAGCCGUCCAGUCACCCACCAGCAUAAUUGUUCCAUCGGAGAAGAGGACGGUGUCGGUAUACAUACUCAAUUAAAUAUGGGAAUUUAAUCCAUUCGACAUCAUACGCGCAAAUCAAAGUUGCUUGCAAAUGCCUCCAGAGAGGCUCCAAAAAUUCGAGAUGCAUUCGAAGUCGUCAUACAUCUUCAUCAUCUUAUUAUCCAUGUGCUAUGCUCAAUCCACGUCAACUUCAGCACCUGUCGUUUCGGAACAACCCAAUAAGGAACCAAUUCCAAACGUCUUUUUACCAGCAUCAAAUAUUAACCCAGCCGUUCAACCAGCCGUGUUGGGCGAAAAUGAAUCGGUGAUUCCAACACCUCAAGCCCAAACGCAAUUUCGAGAUCGGCCACCCUUCUCUAAUACAAACUCCUUGGAAGAUGAUAGAAUUCGAGAACGAGAGAGAGAAAGGGAACGUGAGAGGGAAAGGGAGCGAGAACGAGACCGGAAUCUGGAAAGGGACAGAAACCGAGAGCGGAAUCAGAAUCAGUUUCCCUUCGGAUCCAAUCAAAAUUCAAACACUGGUCAAGAUUCAGGACUACCCUUUGGCCGACCUACUCUACCAAGACCCCAAGAUCCCAGAGAUCCUUUUUCUGGUCCCACUACAACAAAUAGAAAUGGGGACCGUCAACGAUUUCCAGAUACUCCGCAACGGUUUCCUGACACUUCUCAACGGUUUCCAGAUACUUCUCAGCGGUUUCCAGAUACGUCCCAGCGGUUUCCUGAUACUUCUCAACGGUUUCCUGAUAACUCCGUCUUCAAUCAAAGACCAUCAACAUCUCUAAACCCUGCAUUUAACAGUCCUUUCGGUUUUAAUUCAGGAUUUAGAGGAACCGUUAUUCGAGAACCGCGGUAUUUCGUAGUCGCCAGCAAAAUGGUUCGACCCGGUCAAAUUUAUAGAGUUUCGGUGACCGUUUUCCAAACCCAAACUCAGACCCAAGAAAUUGAAGUUCGUGCUUCGCUCCUCCGAGAUGGAGUAGAUCUUGGUUCCGAUACUAAAGUCUGUCAACCAAACAUCCCCGAAACACUCAUGAUAAGAGUACCAAGAACAAGUAUUUCCGGGGAUUACAGACUCCGAGUGGAAGGAAAUGAUAACGGAUUGGUUGGCGGAACUGCUUUCGUAAAUGAAACAGAACUACGAUUUUCAGAGAGGUCGAUGACAAUCUUUAUCCAAACUGACAAACCCGUGUAUAUGCAAGGACAGACAGUGAGAUUUCGUGUGGUGCCGAUCAAUACUGCUCUGAGGCCGUUUGACGAUGCUGUGGACGUUUACAUGAUAGACCCAAGAGGAAAUAUUGUGAGAAGGUGGUUAUCACGUCAGUCCAACUUUGGUGCAGUUAGUUUAAAUUACACAAUGUCGGAUCAGCCAAUGUAUGGAAAUUAUAGCAUUCGAGUGCAUGCGUUGCAACAAGUGGAAGAAAAACAAUUUUUCGUUGAAGAAUAUUACCAACCAAGAUUUGAGGUCAAUGUGACUAUGCCAGCAUUUUUAUUCGUCAGCGAUAACUACGUGGGUGGCAUUAUUGUGGCCAAUUUCACGAGUGGAGCUCCUGUUCGUGGGAAUUUGACAAUUAAAGCAACGAUGCGUCCAAUUGAUGAAAGACUUGCUCCGACGUUUAGAACCUCUUUGUAUGAUCCAAUACUGCAUCAAUAUAUUCCCAAUUUUGAAGGCUAUUAUGAGUUCCGCUUCGGUAUGUGGGAAAUCGAACGAAGUGUCCCUCAACUUGAUAAUAUUGAAGUCACUAUCACUGCCCAAGUUGGAGAUUACUAUUGGAACGAAAUAAUUGAGGGUUACUCAAAAGCUAGAAUUUACAAUUCAAGUUUGAAACUACAAUUUCUCGGUGGUAGCCCUCAAGUCUUCAAACCAGCGAUGCCCUACACUUGCUAUAUUACAGUCUCGUAUCACGAUGGCUCACCUUUAACACUCUCUCGAUUGCUUUCCAGUAAUUUGGAAGUACAGCCUGAAGCAAUGACAAGAGGGGGUGGGCGAAGACGUUUAGAACCACGGAGUGUCGUAAUGGUUCCUGAGCAUCCAGGCAUUUGGAAGGUUACUUUUGAUUUGAAAAAGGAGCUUGGUGGUACAAUUAAAACGCGUCAAUCCACACAAUUGAUUAAUGAUGUUCAAUCAAUAAGAGUCGUCGCCGUCUUCACUAACCAGCUACAAGAGACUGCUACAGCAGAAGUACUUGCCGUUGCUCACCAUUCUCCUAGAAAUCGGCAUAUUAGUGUUACUUCGUCAACCAGUUCCCCCAAGGUUGGAGAAUACAUUGUGUUUCAUGUCCGUGGGAAUUUUUACAUGGAUCGAUUUACAUUUCUCAUCAUGUCCAAAGGGGUUAUUCUUCUUAGCGGUAGUGAAGUCAUGGAUGCAUCUUUGAGGACCUUUGCAAUUUCUGUGUCUCCAGAAAUGGCUCCAGCUGCUACAAUAAUGGUUUAUCAUGUUUCAAAAUAUAUGGAAGUCGUUGCUGACUCUCUAACUUUCCCUGUGAACGGAAUUUCCAGAAAUAAUUUUACCGUCAAAAUAAACAAUAAAAAAGAGAAAACCAACAACCUCGUAGAGAUAAUUAUUCGGGGUCAACCUGGCGCUUUUGUUGGUUUGUCCGGAAUUGAUUCUGCGUUUUAUACUAUGCAAGCAGGAAAUGAAAUCUCUUACAGCGAAAUUUUGGAAAAAAUGAUAAAAUUUGAUGAAGAUUCGAAUGGAACUUUAACUCACAAAUGGAUUUCAAGAGAUGGAUUCCCGGAUGAGAUUGCCUACUUCCCCUCUCAUUCAUUUGGAAUAGACGUCAAUAGAACCUUUGAGUAUUCCGGUUUAGUUGUUUUUAGCGACAUUGUACUUCCGCGACGUCUGGAAUUUUGUAAUGAGACCGCUGGGCAAUAUGCAUGUCUAACCGGAAAUCAGUGUUAUCAUAUAGAACGGAAGUGCGAUGGGCUACGGGAUUGUGUCGAUGGAACUGAUGAAAGCAACUGUGCAUGGUUCAACGCAACUGAUUUGGUUCACUUUAAGCUUCAUCGGUUUAACCGGCUUCAGAGAUUGUAUGACAAUACUUGGCUGUGGAAAGACAUAAACAUUGGACCACACGGUCAUUUCAUUGUUACCGUUCCUGUUCCCGAACGACCAGCCUUGUGGAUGGUUUCUUCGUUUGGUGUUAGCACUAAAUCAGGCUUUGGACUCUUAAGAACCCCAAUAAUUUAUUCUGGAGUCCGUCCACUUUUCAUGAAUGUGGAGAUGCCACACACCUGCAGACAAGGAGAGCAGAUUGGAAUACGCAUAACUGUGUUCAAUUACAUGCACAGGGAUAUUGAAGUAAUGGUGGUGCUGGCCAAUUCUCCAUACUACAAGUUCAUUCAUGUUGAAGCUUAUGGCAGUGUUCAGUCGUACAACCCUCGAACAUCUACUGGAGAACACCAACAUUUAGUGUGGAUUAGAGCUCAAGACGCAGUUCAAGUGCACAUGCCAAUUGUGCCAACCAUUUUGGGGGACGUGAGCGUUUCCAUUCGUGUCGUCGCCCAAAUUGCCCAAGACCAAAUUACAAAGAUUAUUCGAGUUGAACCUGAUGGGGUGCCACAAUACAGACAUACCUCAGUGCUACUUGAUCUCAGUAGUCGUGCCUUUGUUUUGCAGUACAUGCACAUCAAUGUAACAGAGUCCCCAAUUAUUCCGUACGACUUUGACCGAUACUAUGUAUACAGCUCUAAUUUAGCCGAGAUUACUGUGGUUGGAGAUGUUGUUGGUCCUGCUUAUCCCACUAUGCCUGUCAAUACCUCCACGUUAUUGACCAAACCAAUGGAAUCCGCCGAGCAAAACAUGUUUAGCUUCGCUGCUAAUCUAUACACAUUGAUGUAUUUGAGAUUGACAAAUCAACGGAACAAAACGGUUUAUCGUGAAGCAUUCCACAAUUUAAAUGUUGGUUAUCAGAGACAACUAAGCUUUCAAAACGAAGAUGGGUCCUUCGGGAUGUGGAGACAAGACACACAGCCUCCAUCGCGGAGGAACAACUCAAGUCCAAGCGUCUGGGUCACCGCAUACUGCUGUCGAGUAUUUUCAGAAGCCAGUUUUAAUGAGUGGGAGAACUUUUUAUUUAUAGACCCGAAUGUCAUCGCAAAAGGAAUUUCCUGGCUUUUACAAUAUCAAACUGAAGAGGGAUCAUUUUAUGAAGUUUCUCCGUAUGCUAAUCGAAAGCUCAAUGAUACCAUAAUAUCGAAUGGAUAUGCAUACUCCCCAAACAUAACACUUACGGCACACGUUUUGAUUGCAUUACACAAUGUCAAAGAUUUGCCAGGGGUGAUUGGCCCCCGGUUAGCUGUAGCGCGACAAAAAGCAGUGAAUUAUCUCGAAAUAAAAAUUGAUUCUAUGCGGUAUGGCUCCCGUCCAUAUGAAAUUGCUGUGGUCACUUAUGCCUUGAUGUUAAAUAAAAGUCCAAAGGCAGAUUCUGCUUUCAUAAUACUUUCUGAACACGCACAAUUUGAAGGUGGGCUGGCUUAUUGGGGACGGGAGAAAGUUCCAGUUCCUGACUUCAAAUUAGAAAAUAAUAAACCAUUUCUGUUACCCCGACUUCCCCACAAAUAUGAUUCGGAGAAUAUUGAGGCCACAGCCUACGCAUUGCUUGUCUACGUGGCAAGACAAGAACUAGUUUUUGUGGAACCAAUUGUUAAAUGGCUCAACACUCAAAGAUUGUACGAUGGGGGGUGGGCUUCGACUCAGGACACGGCAACCGCCAUGCGUGCGUUAAUUGACUACACAAUACGGUCAAACAUAAGGAAUGUCACCGAUUUAAGUGUAACAAUCGAAGCCGUUUCAGUACCUGACAGAGUUACAACUUUUAGAAUCAAUUCUGAUCAUUUGGCAACACCUCAGAAGCUCCAUAUCAAUCCAGCAUACGGUACGGUGAAAGUUCAAGCGAAAGGUGCUGGAUAUGCAAUUCUGCAAAUGCAAGUUCAAUAUGGGGUUGACAGGGCGCGAUUUGUAACUGACCCACCAGUCAAAGCUUUCAGCUUGCAAACUUAUGGCAAGUUCCACGGAAGAAACGCUUCAUACAUUGAAUAUACAUCUUGUCAGAGCUGGACGUAUCUAGAAGAAUCUGAAAGAUCUGGAAUGGCUGUUUUGGAAGUAAAAAUACCCACUGGGUAUUUUAUACUGCAGACAAGAUUGGAUGAAUAUGUUCUCUCAGGUCUUGUUCCAACCCUUCGAAGAGCUAAAUAUUUUCAUGACAAAGUCGUAAUAUAUUUCGAUUAUUUGGAGAUCAACCCUACUUGCGUAAAUUUUACUUUGGAGCGGUGGUUUCCUGUUGCAAAUAUGACGAGAUAUCUGCCAGUUCGUGUUUAUGACUAUUAUGCACCAGAGAGGUUUAAUGAAACAAUAUUUGAAGCCUUUGACGUAUUUAUUCUCGACAUCUGUCAAGUAUGUGGAUCGUACAUGUGCCCAUAUUGUCCAAUCUUUGCGUCAAGUUGUAUCUUCAAUCCUUCUAUAUCUGUGAUUUUAACAUCUACAACGUUCAUCUACUUAUUCUCAUGUUUCUUAUUCUCACCAAAUUAGCGAAUGAUCAAUGUGUUGGAAUCAACAAUGAUCUUAUAACGUAACUGAAUCUUUCUACAUGUUUUGCAAGGCUGAAUAAUUAAACAUGUCCUACAUAAAUACUUGAAGACUUGAAAGACUAUCACGAUUAUUGUUAAGGAGCGUGUACGCCACAAAAUUAUAUUUAAACAUACAUACAUAUGCAAAAAAUUAAUCAAUAAAUACACCACCUAUUUAGUAUUAAUAAUGUUUUUUACGUUGCACUAGCGUAACAAAUGACUAUACAGUAUUUCUGAUACUUUUUUAUAUUGUAUGUAAAAGCUAUGCUACUAUGAUUGUUAUGUAGAUUUUAACAGAGAAAGUGACCUGACAAAUGAAUUUUUCAUCACGGUGUAUAUGACUUUAAACGUUGGUUGUUUUUAAAUUAUUUUCGUCCAUAGUUUGAGCUUUAUUAGAUAAUUUAUUUGACAAUUAGAUUUUGGGCGGUAGUACUUAUAAAUACGUGGAGCUGACAAAAAUUAUGUAUGACGAUGGUGCCAUACCAUAAUAUUUCUAUCUUAAUUUUAAUAUCACUUAAUGGGUUGUGUUUUGUUAUUUAAGCCUUAAACUUAUUGUAGUCCUUUAUAAGCUCUUUGGUACUUUAAUGUCAUUUCAGUCAACAACACCCGAUGAUAAAAAUACGAUUUCUGUAUAGUCUUAAGGUUGAAUUUGAAGUGCAUACAUAAAUAUUUAGAGUAUAUGUUCUUCCUGAUGCGAAUGGGAGGAAAAAGCUUUUGUAUUGAUGUAAAACCGUACAAACGAAGUGUUCAGAGUUUUUGUAGAUUGAAAUAAACAAAGUAUUCACAUAUAAUCCA
Molecule: messenger RNA, 6959 nt
Organism: Folsomia candida
Lineage: Eukaryota; Metazoa; Arthropoda; Collembola; Entomobryomorpha; Isotomidae
Gene: Mcr
Product: CD109 antigen
Exons: 50
Coding region: 694-6126 (1810 amino acids)
Cellular component (GO): extracellular region
Molecular function (GO): endopeptidase inhibitor activity; protein binding
Source: RefSeq, a predicted model, not a curated record